AUGACCGUUGAGUUGCACAUCCCCGCUAAAACGCUUGCCAUCGCAAGGAGACGUGAACCCUUCGAAUACCUCUCUGCUAUUACGGGCAUUAUAAUCAAGCAACCCAUGAGCGCUGUAUCAUGUCUAGAGAGUGCCAACUUGCAUAUUCGAGCUGAUAAGCAGAAUCAGUUGCGUUUGCGGGCUGAGAUGACAGAACAAGACAAGGAAACUAUUCGCGCUGCAGGCCGCGAUGAAGACGCACUUCCCUCUCGUAUUCUCAAAGAGAAGAUGCGAAGAGAAUGCAUUUAUGUUGAUUUGCUGUAA
Molecule: messenger RNA, 303 nt
Organism: Suillus discolor
Lineage: Eukaryota; Fungi; Basidiomycota; Agaricomycetes; Boletales; Suillaceae
Exons: 2
Coding region: 1-303 (100 amino acids)
Source: RefSeq, a predicted model, not a curated record